Tachysurus vachellii is the source of this 2973-nucleotide messenger RNA. It is a transcript of the gene rhcgb, whose product is annotated as Rh family, C glycoprotein b. Gene Ontology annotation, molecular function: ammonium channel activity. The transcript is spliced from 11 exons. Gene Ontology annotation, cellular component: plasma membrane. Gene Ontology annotation, biological process: ammonium homeostasis; ammonium transmembrane transport. Bases 46 to 1500 code for a protein of 484 amino acids. Lineage: Eukaryota; Metazoa; Chordata; Actinopteri; Siluriformes; Bagridae. The record is from RefSeq and is a predicted model, not a curated record.
UGCAGGUGCACAGACACGCGCAGAUCUCACCGUGAACGCUCCAAAAUGGGCAACUGUAUCGUGCCUUACUGCGAUGGGCCCAAAAGCACAAACGUCCGAUUCACUCUGCCGGCUGUGUGCUUUGUGUGGCAGAGCGCCAUGAUUAUCCUCUUCGGGGUUUUCGUGCGCUAUGAUGAAGAAUCAGACCCUUACUGGGUCGAAUUUAAAGCUAAAAAGAAUAUAACAUCUGACAGUGAGAAUGACUUCUACUACAGAUACCCAAGUUUUCAGGAUGUCCAUGUUAUGAUUUUUGUUGGCUUUGGAUUCCUCAUGACAUUUUUGAAGCGCUAUGGAUUUGGUGCUGUUGGUUUCAACUUCAUCAUUGCAGCAUUUGGGCUUCAGUGGGCACUGUUAAUGCAAGGGUGGUUUCACUUUCUGGACCCAGUUGAUGGCUAUAUCAAAAUUGGCAUUGAAAACCUAAUCAAUGCAGACUUUUGUGUGGCUGGCUGUUUGAUUGCCUAUGGAGCAGUGCUAGGAAAAGUCAGUCCUGUGCAGGUCAUGGUGUUAACUCUGUUUGGUAUUACUCUGUUUGCUGUAGAAGAAUUUAUCAUAAUUAGUCUCCUCCACGCCAAAGAUGCUGGAGGGUCUAUGGUGAUCCAUGCCUUUGGAGGCUAUUAUGGACUAGCCAUCUCAUGGGUCCUUUAUCGGCCAAACUUGAAAGAUAGCAGUCAGCGUAACGGCUCAGUCUACCACUCUGAUUUGUUUGCCAUGAUUGGAACUCUGUUUCUGUGGAUGUACUGGCCCAGUUUUAAUUCUGCCAUUUCUGACCAUGGAGAUGGUCAGCAUAGAGCAGCCAUUAACACCUACCUGUCUCUGGCUGCCACUGUCCUUACCACCUUUGCCAUCUCCAGCCUGUUUCAGAAGCAUGGAAAACUGGACAUGGUACACAUCCAGAAUUCCACCCUGGCUGGUGGUGUUGCUGUAGGAACAGCUGCUGAGUUCAUGCUAAUGCCUUAUGGCUCUCUGAUUGUAGGAUUCUUCUGUGGUGUUAUCUCCACUCUGGGCUACAUUUACAUCUCACCCUAUUUAGAGAAGAGGUUUAAGAUCCAGGACACAUGUGGUAUCCAUAACCUUCAUGCAAUGCCUGGUGUCAUAGGGGGAAUUGUGGGAGCCAUCACAGCUGCUGCUGCAACUGAACCUGUAUAUGGCAAAGAGGGGUUGAUAAACACAUUUGAUUUUACGGAUUCAUUCAAAAACAGAACUCCAGCUGUCCAAGGUGGCUUCCAAGCAGCUGCAAUGUGUGUUGCUGUGUGCUUUGGAAUAGGAGGUGGAAUAUUUGUGGGUCUGAUUUUGAGGAUGCCUAUUUGGGGGUCCAUGGCAGAUGAUAACUGCUUCGAGGACGAGGUUUACUGGGAGGUGCCUGAGGAGGACGAGCCCGUCCCGCCCGUUCUAGAGUAUAACAAUCACAUGGCAACCAACAAGAAUGUGACGGAAUCACACUUCACUGUGGAACAAAGCUAAUCCUGGAUGUCCAACAUGCUGUCAGCUUUGACCCUGCGAAUCCUGUGACCACAAAUUCUUUCUCCAAAUAGCAUAACAGCUGGAUAUUUAUUAUAUAAUUUCUUAUAAUGACCAUUUAUUAUAUUGUAAAUCCCUCUGUAAAUGGACCAUCUUCAUAUUCUUUUUACAGCAAAACACACACAGAUAUAAAAUAUAAUAAAAUGCAGCAGUGUUGGAAAGGUAGUUUUAAAAUGUGAUUUUAUACACAAAGGUGUGUCACAGCCAAAAGGAAGAGUUGCCUUUUAUCCAGUAUUCCAUUCUAACUUUCCUUCUUAUUAAGCAGGUUUAGAUUCAAAUUGCAAAAACUUACAUACUCUCUCUUUUCCGUCUUGUUAUUCAUGGUAUUGAAUCUGACUAUGUCCUUUUCAUGCUUAGAAGGUAGUGAGACAUUUCUUGUUCAUGUAUAGUAAACAAUAGCCAAGGAUAUGUUGAUAGAUAAUACAUUUAUAUAUUUUGAGGUACAAAACCAGAAAAGCUACCUAGUGUACUUUGUUUGACCUAGCUGAACUGUCAUUCAAAUUUUUAAGUCAUAAUUUAGAAGAAAUUGAGUACAUGAAUGGUAUAUGAUUGUUUUAUCUAGCUUUAGGCAAGUUUAUUUACCUCCCAAGUAAGAGCAAGAUGUAACACUGGAACAUAAGUUAUUUGAAUGUUAAAAAAUAUAACGCAAAUAAAUACCAGAAAUUUCAUUCAUACUUUAUAAAUUUAUAUUUGUACCUUUCCUAUGGUUUAAUGUAAUUUAAGUUAAAUCAAUAAUCAUUUGAAUUUUAAGGUAAUGCAUAAUAAUGAGUAUAUCAUUUAUGUCCUAAUCAUUAAACUGAUUUCUGCUUAAUAAUACAAAUUUUAAAAUCCAUUUAUCUAAAAAUGUAUUGCCUUUGUAUGAAUUUCUGCCCUCGUUUUAGGUUUUAUAAUUAAAAUUUCUUAUUGAAUGUUUGUGAUAAUGUGCAUUUGUAUGUGCCCUUAUGUUCAACAUUGAGAGAAGGUCUUUUAUGUGAACAAAAUGCAUCAAUAUCAUUGUAUUUUUUUUUUAUAUUAGGUGUAAUCUUAAAGCAAUUUAAUAUACACAGUCAGAAAGUACAUAUAAAGAGAAAAGGAAAGACAUGUUUAUAUUUAAAACAGUAAUAUGUGAGUUUCUAAAAUUGUAAAAUCCUAAAAGGAUAAAGAAAGCGUAAUUAAUGAUUUAACCAUAAACAAAAAAUGUGUUGUUAUUUGUAUUGUAUUUGUAUUGAAAUUGGUAUUUCAUAGAAUUUUAUUAAAAUCACUUUUAUUAAUAUCAGUGAUUUUUUGGGAAGAAAAGUUCAUGACCUUUGUAUGUGGAGGUCAACGGGAGGAUGUCAGAGAUGACCAUGCCACAUGCCUCUUUGAUCAUGCGUCUUAAUGCACCAGACCAAAGGUCAUUAAGGUCAAGGGUUAAAUUAAAUAAUACAAAGGACAAAA